UAACCCUAUGUAGGAGUAUUUACCCAUCAUCGUACCUUAUCAGCAAAAAUCAUUUGUCCUUAUCACCAGAGGAAAAUUAAUGUACAGGGUAUAACCGUUUAAGUUUAUGUAUACAUGAGUGUCCUUGUUCUGUGGUGGCUGGAUGUAAGUUGGCCGUGACUUAAAAUUAUUGGAUUUACGCUGUAUUCCUUAAUGGCCAAUAUCCUCUGACAUCUUGUUUAGUCUCCAUGGAUAAAAUGUAUUUACAGAUGUCCAAUAAGGGUUACAAACAUACCCACCUAGAGGAAGAGGAUGAGGCCUCAGAAAACAGUGCCCCUGGGGUCCUGAACUUUGAGACAGGGGUGGUGGUGAGGAGCAGCAUAUUUUCCUGGCAGCGUAAGACAUUGCUGGAGCGUAUACUGAUCGUCCUAUGCUUCCUGUUGAUACUUACUGUCAUCAUAAUGUCCAUUGUCCUGGCAACCAAAACCUCCAGUAACCAGGCAGACCAAGAAGCAUCAAAGCAACAAAAGUUACAGAUUUGUAAAGAAUGUGGAAAUAUCAUUCCUAUCAUUAAAACAAACUACACAAAGAACUGCCCCACCCCCACCACUAUCACCCCCAGCCCUGCUCCCCCUUGUCCUGAGCACCCUUCAGUGUGUGUCACCCCAGCCUGUGUUACAGUGGCAGCCUCCAUUUACAAUGCCAUGGACACCACAGCUGACCCCUGUGAAGAUUUUUAUCAGUAUGCCUGUGGAGGAUGGGUGGACAGUCAUCCCAUACCCUCAGGACACUCCCGAUGGGGGACAUUUAACGUUCUUUGGCAGGAGAAUCAGAUUGUAUUGAAAAAAGUUAUUGAAAAACCACUAAACAAAACGGCAAGUUUGGCUGAAAUUAAAGCUCAGAAAUAUUAUGAAUCUUGUAUGGACCGCAAUAAGACAAUAGAGAAGCUCGGAGCUCAGCCAGUAAAGGAACUACUAGCUGGUAUUGGUGUCUGGCCAAAGCUGAAUGAAACCAAAGAUUUAGACAUACAGGGAAUGGUGGAGAAAAUCAAAGCCUAUGGAAUUGGAGUUCUGUUUGCUAUCUGGGUUGAAGUGGAUGACAGGAAUUCAUCCGUCAAUAUUUUACAAAUUGACCAAGGAGGAUUAGGAUUACCAGAAAGACAGUAUUAUCUCAAUGAGUCUGACAGAAAGGUAUUGAAUGCCUACUUGGACUACAUGACAAAAGUUGGUGUCUUGAUGGGAGGUGAGGAGAACAUAACAAGGAAACACAUGCAAGAUGUGAUAGCAUUUGAGACUGAGCUGGCUAAUAUCACAGUACCAAGUGAGGACAGACGAGAUGAAGAGAAGAUCUACCACAAGAUCACUAUACCAGACCUACAGGAAAUAGCUCCUUUUUUGAAUUGGACCAGGUUUUCCAGUAAAAUGAUGUCUGUGACAAACAUCACUCUAUCUCCAGAGGAACCCAUUGUUUCCUUCUCAUCCGAUUUCCUCAGAAAAAUGUCUUCUCUAAUCACCACAAAGUUAAACACAGAAAAUGGCAGAAGGACAUUACAUAACUACCUCCUAUGGCAUGUCGUCAGUUCUCUGACAUCAUACCUGUCAAAGCCAUUCAGAAAUGCUAAGAAAAUUCUGACAGAGGCAUUAUCAGGGACAACUGGUGGAGAGGAACUGUGGAGGUACUGUAUUACAGAUACAGAUGGGGUUGUAGGAAUGGCUCUGGGGGCCAUGUUUGUCAGAGAGGCCUUCAAAGGGGACAGCAAACAAAAGGCAGAAAAAAUGGUGAAUGAGGUCAAAGAUGCUUUCAAAAAGAAUCUUCCAAAUCUCUCUUGGAUGGAUGACGAGACACGACAGGCAGCAAGGGAUAAGGCGAAUUCUGUUAUUGACCUCAUAGGUUUUCCAGCUUACAUAAACAACAGCUCACUGCUCAAUAAGGAAUAUGAAGAUUUAGAGGUUACGGCAAAUGAGUACUUCCAAAACAACAUCAGGAAUUUGUUGUUUGUUGUCAAGAAAGACUUGCAGAACCUGAGGUCCAAACCAAAGAAAAAUGAAUGGGACAUGACUCCACCAACAGUGAAUGCUUAUUACACCCCCACAAAGAAUGAGAUUGUUUUCCCGGCUGGAAUUCUGCAAGCACCAUUUUAUGAGAUAGACUAUCCCAAAUCCCUGAACUUUGGUGCCAUGGGAGUGGUAAUGGGGCAUGAACUCACUCAUGGGUUUGAUGAUCAAGGAAGAGAAUUUGAUAAAUAUGGCAAUCUCCAUCCUUGGUGGAACAAUCAGUCCAUUGUAAACUUCCAGAACAGGACACAGUGUAUUAUUGAUCAAUACUCACAAUAUAAACUGGGGGAUAAUCAUGUAAAAGGUAAACAGACACUGGGGGAAAAUAUAGCAGAUAAUGGAGGACUAAAAGCUGCUUAUCAUGCAUAUGAUUAUUGGCUGUCACAGAAUGGUAAGGAACAACCACUACCUGCCUUGAAUCUCACGCACAAACAGCUGUUCUUCCUAGGAUUUGCACAGGUGUGGUGCUCUGCGAGUACAAAGGAAGCUGACCAUUUACAGAUUCUGACUGACCCACACAGUCCGGCAAUCUACAGAGUUAUAGGAACUUUAUCCAACUCUAAGGAAUUUGCUGAGCAGUAUAAAUGUCCAGCUAAUUCAAGGAUGAAUCCCAAGAAAAAGUGUGAGGUCUGGUAGAAAGGAAAAGUUUGACUGAAUUAACACCACAUAGCUUUCUCUAAUAAGCACAAUGUUAUGUCAAAAGCACAUGCAAUUUCUUAUUGGCCAUUUGAUAUUGAAUGAUGAAAAACUGUAGGUUUAUUUCUGGGAUUAAAAGGACAAGGUAUGGUAUCGGCCGAAUCUGGCCCCUUAUUUGAUGUAAAAAUCAGAACACAUUUAAAAUUGUGAUAGUUUGUAGUUAAGAACUUAAAAUGAUGCUUGUUUAAAAACCAGCUCUAAUUUUUAUUCAAAGCUUACACGGAGGCCACAAGAGGGUGCAGAAGUAGGACAUUUUCUUGAAUUUCGUCAAAUUUGAGACACUUUUCACUUCGAGAAACAUAGAGCACAAGCUUGCCUAUCUGAGAUUUUUAUACACA
Molecule: messenger RNA, 3067 nt
Organism: Saccostrea echinata
Lineage: Eukaryota; Metazoa; Mollusca; Bivalvia; Ostreida; Ostreidae
Product: endothelin-converting enzyme homolog
Exons: 20
Coding region: 228-2669 (813 amino acids)
Biological process (GO): protein processing
Cellular component (GO): plasma membrane
Molecular function (GO): metalloendopeptidase activity
Source: RefSeq, a predicted model, not a curated record